AAGCAUUAUAUACAUAGAGCGGAGUAUAAAAGCAUUAUCGUCGUAACAGCCAGCGUGCUUGCUUGCUUGAUUGUGACGUACAUGUUCGGCCAGUGACCGAUCAGUUACCGUGUUGUUAAUCAUGAGAAUUGGUGUACUCGUUUUAGCGUUAGUUGUCUUUUUAACCGACUCACACACUGUGUCCCCUCUCGCCUAUGACAGGGAUUAUUUGGACCGAAACGGCUACCCAGAGGACGAUGAGAACGACUACAGAGCCCUGCCGUACUCUCUGGCUACGCGGACCAACGACGAACGGUCCACAAGUGUAGACUCAAGGCGAACGUGGAUCGACUUUGUACGCCACCAUGACAGAACGAAUGGAAAGAAAGAGAAAAAGAAAGGAAGAGAUCGCAGUAGUGUGAAUGGUCCCCCAGGUCCAGCAGGUCCAGUCGGCCCUAGGGGUCCGCCGGGUCCACGUGGUGCAGAGAUUACAAAAGAAGACAUGAUGAUAGAGUUCAAGAAAAUGGUAAAAGAGGCAGCAGAGAAGCGAGCUGAACGAAUCAUUGCAUCGCAGUGUCCCGGAUGCUUGAACCCAGUUGGAACCCAGAAUGGAACACAAGUCAGCGCCCACUACGACUGGGAUGACAUCGAGGUCAUACCACGUAUUCCUGCAGCCUUUCAUUGCAAACUUCAAUCAAAUGUCGACAUUGCUCAGAAAAGUCUCCAAGAGGUUACUAACUUUCAAAUUCCAUUCGCUGGUGGUGCGUUCAAGCGGGGUCAAGGGUUAGAUAUUAAAUCAGGGCGAUUUGUGGCGCCGAGGACGGCGAUAUACCAGUUUUCUGCCAAUAUGCAUAUUUUCCAUCGUGUUCCCAAGAAAAACAAAGAGGGCAGGAAACUACGGAGUCGAGACAAUGUUCGGGUGCUGAUUUGCAUAAACUCUCUCUGCCAUAGGCACACAUCGCUAGAGUUUAUCUCAGGACUGGAGAGCAACAGUCGGGUUUUUACGGUCAACGUAAAUGGGCUUCUGCAAUUAGAGGCUGAACAAUAUGCGUCGGUGUAUAUUGACAACAGCUGCAGCAGAGCAGUUUCGAUACAAAGCGGUUCAGACUUCACAGGAAUCAUGAUCGGUGUCUGAAUCAGCCAACACAUGAGGGCGCUGUUACUCACCUACCUUCCAGUGGACUUGAACCAGUCCGGCGACAAUUUUGUUUGUUUGUUCGCCGCUAAAUAUACUCUUGCACACUCUGAAGAUCAUAUGUUAGUUAUUUGGAGCAGUUAAAUACCAUCCAAAAAAAACCCAGCAGUGUGAAGACAGUAACUGUACUUGUCGAAAUCAUCAUGACAUCAUGUCUGACGUCACCAAUGACUGUUCGUCAUGAAUAUUUAUGUAAAACCUAUUAUUUUCAGGUUGAUAUCGGUAUUAGUAUAGUCAAUCAAAAUAACGUUACCUCGUGAAACGCUCGUCACCCGC
Saccoglossus kowalevskii is the source of this 1450-nucleotide messenger RNA. Its product is annotated as adipolin-like. Lineage: Eukaryota; Metazoa; Hemichordata; Enteropneusta; Harrimaniidae. Gene Ontology annotation, molecular function: hormone activity. The record is from RefSeq and is a predicted model, not a curated record.